Molecule: messenger RNA, 2265 nt
Organism: Dicentrarchus labrax (European seabass)
Lineage: Eukaryota; Metazoa; Chordata; Actinopteri; Moronidae
Gene: npm1a
Product: nucleophosmin 1a
Exons: 11
Coding region: 118-1017 (299 amino acids)
Biological process (GO): chromatin remodeling; positive regulation of transcription by RNA polymerase II; ribosomal large subunit biogenesis
Cellular component (GO): cytoplasm; centrosome; ribonucleoprotein complex
Molecular function (GO): chromatin binding; RNA binding; histone binding
Source: RefSeq, a predicted model, not a curated record
GAGAAGAAGAAGCGAGGCGAGGAGGCGGAGUCCCGCGUUAGUUAGUGCUUCCCGGGAGGAGUUGGUUAUUCUUCUACCGCAGACAAGCAGCAGGUUGUCAGCGUUUUAAUCUCCAAAAUGAACGGCUUAGACGAAGAACCAAUGGCACCACAGACCUUUCUUUACGGGUGCGUGCUGGAAGCCGGAAAGGAGGUGGUUUUCAACCCUGAGGACGAUGAAUUUGAGCAUCAGCUAGAUCUAAGGAUGGCCUGUGUGGACCCCAGCACGAAAGAUGAACUUCACAUGGUGGAGGUGGAAGGACAAGACACAGAGGGACAGAAAAUCAAGGCAGCACUGGUCUCACUGAAACCCUCUACCCUGCCAAGUGUGUGUCUCGGUGGUUUCACAAUCACACCCCCAGCAGUUUUCCGUCUGAAAGCAGGUUCCGGUCCAAUCCAUAUCAGUGGACAACACCUUGUCAUGAUGGAGGCCGAUCAGUCUUUCGAUGAAGAUGAUGACGACGAUGACGAAGAGGAGGAGGAAGAUGUCAGAACAUCGAAGAAAAGACCUGCUUCCUCUCCUGCCAUCAAGUCUCAGAAAAAAAUGAAAAUGGACAUGGAGGAGGACGAGGAUGAUGAUGAUGAAGAUGAUGAUGAUGAUGACGACGAGGAUGAGGAUGAUGAUGAUGAGGAGGAAGAGGAGAGCGAAGAAGAGUCUCCUGUUAAGGCCAAGGCGACACCCUCCAAACAAGCUCCUGCUCAGAAUGGCAAGAGUUCUAAACUCAGCACUCCAGCCAAAAAACAGGAAAAGACCCCUAAAGGUAAGGGUGACAAGUCCCCUAAAGCCCCGGCAACUCCCAAAGUAAACUUGUCACCUCCUGAGAUUAAAGCCAAGAUGAUGGAGUCAAUGAAGAAGGGAGUAUCAUUACCUAAACUCCAGCCCAAGUUUGAGAACUUUUUGAAGCAUGGUUAUAAAGUCUCAGAUGCCAAGGUUAUCGCAGAUCUGUGGAAGUGGAGACAGACAGUGAAGGAUGCUUAAUAACGCAGUCUCAGUAGUUUUAUUGUCUCUUUUUAUGACUUGUUUAUACCCAUAGCACCUCUCAAACCCUCUGAAGCCAAACUCUGUGCCUCCCACUUCAUUCACACCCCAUUAAUCCUGAGUCUAGUCCAGCUCCACCUGCCCUCUUGUAUGAAGAGACUAAAGAGAUGAUGUGGACAUUGACAGUGCACUGGGGUGUUUCAUUGUCUUUCCUCUUCCAACACCUUCUCAUUAGGGCAGGGAAAUUAUUUGGUUUGUUCAAUAAACCCUGGGAGAACCAGCCUACAAAUUUACAUCUUUGUAAAUGUGUAAAUAAAAUUCUUGCUAGGUGGUUGGCACCGGGAGUUCGCAGGAUAUGUGUUUUUUUUUUUAUAUAUAUAUACAGUAAAGGUUGGUUUGGCCUCCUCCAGCAACACAAGAAAAUACAUCAGAUUAUUAAACACACUUAGAAGCACAUACAAGAUUAGUAACAAAGCAGCUGAAGAAACUUUAAAUUAAAAUCCAUUUUAAGGCCAGUAAGGCUAAUGUUGGCCAAGUCAGGUGGACAUCAGCAGUAAUGAUCACAAUACUGAUAUUGGUAUAAAGUUGAUUUGUCUCGUACCAUCAUGAACAUAAAACUUUGCACUUUUUGAAGCGUUUUGAAUGUUUAUGCUAUUGUGAGAUUUAGUAAGGUAAACAGCCCGUGACUACACACUGUCCACUUUCCUGUUUUCAGUUUGAAACAUUGUAUAAGAAAUAGAAAUAUUCUUGUAAUGUUUCAUGUAUUUUACCGUCCGCAAAUCAACCAUUAAGCAAGAAGCUGCAUCAACCUUAAUUAACACCCGACACAUUUCAGUUCUAGUGGAGAUUGGUCUGCUUCACUUGUCACAUGUAUUGCCUCGACUACUAAGAGCAAAAAGCCCAAUGGUUAGGUACUAACUCUGUGAGUGACUGAAUGCAUGAAGGAAUUGGGUUUUUUUUUUUGUUUUUGUUUUUCAAUUAUGAGUUGCUUGUAACUCUUCAAACUUGGGUUUGCAGAUGUUCUAAUGUUUUAAGAAAUUCCCACCUGUACUCAAGCUUAAUGAAGUCACACAUUCUGUGUUCAUUUGACCAGUCAAAGUAAUAUUAAAAAUGUUAAUGCAUGAGGCCUGUUCUAGCAGAAGAUCAUUCCAUGUUGUGAAACCAUUGUAAGUUUGUAUGACUUUGAAUAUGCUGUGGGUUUGGAUGGACUGUCCCAAGAUUGAUUAAAUAAACUAACGUAGAAAUGUU